Messenger RNA from Mycotypha africana, 360 nucleotides. RefSeq lists its product as uncharacterized. The record is from RefSeq and is a predicted model, not a curated record. Gene Ontology annotation, cellular component: nucleus. Bases 1 to 360 code for a protein of 119 amino acids. Lineage: Eukaryota; Fungi; Mucoromycota; Mucoromycetes; Mucorales; Mycotyphaceae. The transcript is spliced from 3 exons.
AUGCUGAUAUACAUCAUUGGUUUCUGUAGAGAAUGGCCAUGGUUAUUAACCGAUGCUAAAGAGAAGACAUACCAAACAUUGAACAACUCAACUGAUAAUAGUCCUGUGCCAUAUGCGAAAGUAAUUGAAUAUACCAGCCAAGUGAAAAAUUGGGAUGAGGAAGUGAGUUGUAUCAGAUAUUUGGAGAAAGCAUCAAUUCCUGGGUACAUAGUUUAUGUUGACUGGAAGAACGGAUACAAAUCAACACAUCACUCAUCUGAAGUCUAUGCCAAAUGUCCCCAAAAAAUGAUUGAAUUCUAUGAAAAAUAUCUAGUAUUCACUGAUAUUUUGAAAGAAGAAAUUAUUGACAUAGUAGCAUAG